AUGCUACGCAGUGAUCACCAAGCUGCUUAUGCUGCUGAUGCACCGCAUAAUGAUCCUACGCCUCUGGAACUCAGUCAGCAUGCACGAUCACGGGGAAGACCGGCGGAGAAUAUCAGCCAGCAUGCCGACAGUACCAAUGAGCUCUCGCAGAAGAGCCGCUCACCUGUCGACAAGACUGGCGUUGCACUGCUUACGUCUGCUGUUGGAAAAUCCACGUUCGUGUACUAUUCCACUGAAUAUGGACUUGUAGAGUCCCAGUACAAGACGGGGCUCUCCGCCAACGCUUCUGCCACCCCAGUAAAGAUUGCAAACAAUGCGAAGCCGACUUCUCCAAUCGCUGCAGUGGGGGGGCCUCCUGGGUUGUCAUUGUACCGGACUGUCUUCUAUUUCGACAAUGACAACCUUUUGAACUUCGUCAACACGACACUCAACAGUGAUUGGUCCGAACCUUACAUCGUAUUCGAGGACAUGAUUGCCGAGCCUAAUACGCGAGCACUCUCAGCAAUUGCAGGCAGUUGUGGCAAUGACGCCCUGUCUGGGAUUCGAGUAUACUUUGGCUCCAGCAAUGGUACCAUACAAGAGGUAGGGAUAUACUUCGGAGAGGCCAUAGGCGAAAACUUGGUCGGGCAAUGGUAUAAGUGGAACACAUUCAGUGGGACUGAUCCCAAAUCUGGAGUAGCAUCUGUCUUGUAUGUGUGGAGCUACGCCGAGAACAGCACAAAGUGGGACGACGGAGUUGAUGCUUCAGAGACUGACCGAGUUAUUGAGGGAGGUAGCAUCGCCGCUACAUCCGUGGGUGAAGGACCAGACUUUAUCUUCUACCACGCGGCGGACGGAACCGCAGUCGGAGCGCUUUGUCCACCAGGAGCUUCUUGCCUGAAUUUUGCGUCGAGACUGAAAGCUCUUGCACAGGCACCGGUGGGAUAUUCAAUUGCCGCGACUGGAGAUGGUGGAACAGCGCUUGUCGUGAAUCAGGAUGAGCUGAAGGCGUCCAACAUUCUGUUCACGAGCGUGACUCUUGGAGGCGCAUCCGACGGCACGAUACUCAGCACCUAG
Messenger RNA from Cercospora beticola, 1056 nucleotides. RefSeq lists its product as uncharacterized. NCBI's taxonomy places the organism in Eukaryota, Fungi, Ascomycota, Dothideomycetes, Mycosphaerellales, Mycosphaerellaceae. The record is from RefSeq and is a predicted model, not a curated record.